Molecule: messenger RNA, 7736 nt
Organism: Neoarius graeffei (lesser salmon catfish)
Lineage: Eukaryota; Metazoa; Chordata; Actinopteri; Siluriformes; Ariidae
Gene: nol4lb
Product: nucleolar protein 4-like b
Exons: 11
Coding region: 344-2470 (708 amino acids)
Source: RefSeq, a predicted model, not a curated record
AGCAGCCCCCUCCUUUUUGUUCCUCUGAGAGAAAACGGCACCGAUAUUUUGUUCCGUUUUCCCCCUUUGGGACAGAAGAAACGGCUCAGCAAACAGGUGCGAGGACGGACGGACGCCCGCGCGCGCGCUCACUCACUCACUCAUUGUUUAACCGGGAUCCACCGAUCAGCUGAAUCUAAAGGUCCGCGUGCGCUAACGAGCUCGGUAUUUCUCACUCACGAGGACAGAAAGUCGGGAGCGUGACGUGUUUAGAAAUAGCUCAUUCUCAAAGUCUUACGAUUCGGAGGAGGGGAAAAAAAGGAGGGUUUAGGACAGAGAGAGAGAGAGAGAGAGAGAGAGAGGGAUGUCAGGCAGGAAGCACAACGCAGAUUCCUUGAAACGGAGCCCGGUACCGGUACCGUCCGAAACAGAAAUGUAUGGUGGAUUUCAGGACUGGUGCCUCCGGACUUACGGAGAUUCAGCCAAGACAAAGACUGUGACCCGACGCAAAUACGACAAAAUCCUCCAGGCGCUGUCUCUGGGGGAGGACUCGGACACCUAUACGGACACCAGCCACGUGAUAAACGCCAAAUUUAAGUUCUGGGUGAAAUCCAAAGGCUUCCAAGUUGGGACCGGAGACCGGAAUGGAAAACCCGACAGACCCGUGCUGUACGUCCCUAUAAAGGCAACGAGUGUGGAUGGUGCUGCCGGACAGGAGAUCUCGUCUCUGAAGAGAGUUGCCGUGGUGGAGGACUUCUACGAUAUCAUCUACGCCAUGCACGUGGAGAUCAGCUCUGACCCAGCCAAAGUGCCCAAACAUGCCGGCCAGAAGAAAACAUAUAAAGCGAUAGCAGAGACGUAUGCGUUUCUGCCAAGAGAAGCAGUGACCCGAUUCCUGAUGGGCUGUGGAGAGUGUCAGAAGAGGAUGCACAUCAGCCCAAGUGGAGCCGAGUGCAAGGAAAAUGACCGGCCUGCAUCUCUGGUCCCUGACCUCAUCGACUACAACAUGCCUUUGACCACCACCUACCUGAAACAGAUGAAACUGCAGUGCAUUAACAACAAGGAGCAGGAUGAGAGUUCAGUGAGCAGUGAGGAGUUUGAUAUGAGUGACCCCACAUGGAUUUCAACUGAGCACCAUAGCGCGCACUCAAACCUGAACCCAGCCACUAAUAUAGAGAGAAUGCUCAGCCCCCAAAACACACACAAAGAGGACGAUGAUGACUCGUCCUCAGAAAGUGGGAGUGGCAACGGAAUCCACAGCAUGACCCCUCCUUCUAUGGGUGUGGUUUCUGUGAGUGACGGUGCAGCAGCUGGACCAGUGACUGGGCCAUAUAGUCAGGUUAACGGAAAUAGGACAGCUGUACCACUGGACUUCAGCACAACUUCAUCCUCAUCCUCAGAAGAACAGCAAACGGUGAACCUAAGAGAGCGAAUGAGUCAGGCACUGCCCACUGCUGCAGCCAUGCUAGCCACAUUCAACCCGGAGCACUCGGAGGAGUUUCGCCGAAAAUAUCACAAACCGCCGCUGGCCUCAGAGCUACGCCUCGACCGAGACAUCAGGGACUAUGCCAACAAGUCUCCUCAGUAUGGUUCAGGAAGCUAUGACUCCAUAAAAAUGGAGAUGUGUGCCGAGGAUCUGACAGUCAGUCGCUCUCAGGCUGCCGAUGAUGACGACGACGAUCACGAUGACCACGACGACAGUGACAAGAUUAAUGACACAGAGGGAGUGGACCCAGAGAGGCUGAAGGCAUUCAAUAUGUUUGUGCGUCUGUUCGUUGAUGAGAACCUGGACCGCAUGGUGCCCAUCUCUAAGCAGCCAAAAGAAAAGAUUCAGGCCAUCAUUGAAUCCUGCAGCCGCCAGUUCCCAGAGUUCCAGGAGCGUGCACGCAAGCGUAUCCGCACCUACCUCAAAUCCUGCCGGCGCAUGAAGAAGAACGGCAUGGAGACCCGGCCCACGCCACCACACUUGACCUCAGCAAUGGCAGAGAACAUUUUAGCUGCUGCUUGUGAGAGCGAAACGAGAAACGCUGCCAAGAGGAUGCGGAUGGACGUCUACCAAACACACGAGGAUCAGAUAGCUCUGGAGAAGGCUGUCUCUCGUGAGCCGGUGCCUCUGACCCACUCUGCAUAUUCUCUGGCAGCUUCUGCUUACUCACAGGACCAGCUGUACAUCAACGGAGGCCUUGGCUACAACUACCGUGCUUUCGCUGGCCUGGCCAGCAGCAUGCAGCACCCUGUCUCUCUCACUACCCCUGCUGCCCAGACCAACGGACCUACUGAUCUCAGUAUGAAGUCUCUGGCUUCGAACUCCUCUACAUCAAGCACCAAUAGUCUUGGGCGGAGUGGAGGAGGAGGAGGAGGGACCUCUGCUCAACUCAGCCAUACAGAAGUGACAGCAGUGCGUCAGCUGAUCGCUGGCUACCGCGAAUCAGCAGCCUUCUUACUUCGCUCAGCCGAUGAGCUGGAAAACCUCAUACUCCAACAGAACUGACCUGCACACUCUCCCUCUCUUCUCAUCGCCACUUUUUCUCUCUCUCUCUCCCUCUCUCUAUCACUCUGCCUUUAUCUUUAACUCUCACUCCAUCACCUCAGGUCUCUGUUUGCUACUUUGCGCCAUCAUCUUCAUCCUCAGAGGCAUACACAGUUGAAGAUAUCAGGAGAGAUGAUGAAGCAUUGAUCAGUAUGCGGUCACAUUCUGAUCGCCUGCAAAGAGAAACGAAGAAAGGGGCUGAUGAGGACGGGAGCAUGCUGCAGUGCUGCGUUGAAGAAGAAAACACUGUUCCUGUGGGUGGCUGGCCUUGUGAAUCAUACACCUCUCCACCUCCAUGCCCUUAAGCGCAUUUACUAAAACAACUCCUUUAAUCAUUUUUUCCCCUUUAUGUCACCUGCUUUCGAGAGCCACUAAUUUGCUGAUUUUUGUUCUCUUCGUUUUUAACUUGCUUUGUAACAGGAGGCAUUAUGUAGUGCCAGUACUCCUGUUUAUUAGCCGACAAAAGGACGCUUUUGAGUUGAGUUGAAGGAAGAUACCUGAAAAAAGUUCAAGUUUAACGAGAAAACAGAAUAAAAAGAAACAAACGAGACCUUUACAUUCGCUGUACAUAAACGCGCUCUGUUCUAAAGCACUUUUUUUUUUUCCACUCAAUCUGACCUCUGCUCCCUAACACUGCUUUUGCUGUAGGGAGAAAAUUGUGUAACUUAUGCAUACAAAUACAGGUGGAGCUCACCUGGAAAUACCUCAGCCUGUCCAAAUCCUCUGUGUCCCAGCUCAUGUUUUCUGUCUGAAGGAGCGGAAUCUUUCCUUCUACCACUACUUUAUGCGUCCAGUGCCUCUCCAGGAUCUAAAAGAGGGCAUGCAUAUGGGACAUGAGCUUGGAUUGUUUCUAUAGUUAUUUAUUUGAUUUUUUUUUUUUGCUUCUAUAAUGUAAUGUACAUGUUCAAUCCAUCAGAAAGUAUUGAUUACAGAAAUACACUGAAAUGAAACACACUGGAACUGGAGGAUUAGACGUAGUGAAGUGUUUUGAUCAGGUAAAGAUCUCUGCUUUAAUGAUUAGGUCUUUCAGGGCCUCUCAAAGCAUUCCAAGUAUGGAUGCCAACUCGAUACUCCACUACCUUUCUUUUUUUUAUGCCAUUCUUCUGAAGUCACCUCUUCUUUCAUGCACAUGUCUGGAGCAAUGGAGGGAGAGUGAUGAAGGGAUUGAGAAAGGAUCUGUUAGUCUUUUUAUCUGUUGACUUUUUUCUCAAAGGCCAUUAAUUCCACUCUGCUGCUAAGGACUUGGACUUUUACGCCACAGACCUGAAACCUCAAGCCUCCUGCACAACCAGAGCACCUCAACCUGGGGGAAAAAAAAAAGACCAACAAAAACGCAAAAAAAAAAAAAAAAGGUCCUGAAAAGGACAAUGUAAAAGUUUAUUGAUUUGAAUGCUUAGAAAGAGAAAAUACUGCCAUAAUAGUUUCCUGCAUUUACAUCUUGUUAGUGACAUGUACGAUCAUUGAGGGUUGUGUUUGCUUUGCAGCUGCGUUUUGUUUUAAUAUCUUCCGAGUUUAAAUGCUUCAGUGUGCGCUUAGUUCCAGAGAUCAGUAGAGAUCAGCUUCUCCGUCUGUGCGACGAGAGCUUUCACAUGCUCCAACAUGCACACACUCCCUCCCGUGUGGAGUCUUUUUGGGGAAGUGAAUCUUCAGAGGGAGAGUAGAGAAAAGGCAAGCCGUUUUCGUUAGAGAGGUAGGCUCGUGUAUAGGGCCUGACUGACUGGCGUGUCACUGUAAUUUGCUCCUCUUUGCACACUGAGGCAGUGCUGCUCUGCUACUGUGGAGCUCUGUGUCAAAGCCUGAGGUUGCACUGCUCGAGAGGAGCAAGAGGAAGAUUAUUGCAAUGCAAAAGAUAAUCAAAGGCAUUCCUGGUCCUAAAGGAGAGAGUUGGAUGUGGAGAGACUACCAAGACCUGUAAUAAGGGCCAGUCACAAGUACUGAAGUGAAUUCCUAUUGUCUAGUCUUAGUGGGAUCUUGUAACAGCGAUAAUAGACGUAUAAAAUAAACGAGUAAAAUAGAUCUUCAGUGACGUGUGUAGGAUCUACGAGUUUUACGUUGUGCUUUCUACCAUACCUACGUACAGUCAUUGCACAUGUGUUGUUGGAGAAAUGUAAUCAGCUGGCUCAAACCACUAUCACUACAGGAGAAAUACUGCACGGGUUACAUUCUGUCUGCUGGUCUGGGUAGAUCUUCACAUUUGAGCUCUCUCUCUCAAUUAUUGGUAGUGACAAGGAUGAGGAAAUAUGCAAAAUGACCAGUCCUCUCCUCACUGUGCUCUCGUCUUACUGUGGCUUAUUGGUUUUGAUUUAAUAUCGCCUUCAUUUUUUUAAGGGACCCAUCCCCCCUCGCUGUUUGGGGUGUGAUGCUUUUGAUACACUCACUUUUGUUCUUCCUACUCAUUUACAUUAAGGGAAGAGCUGUGUAGAUGUCGUUGAUUUUUCUUUGAAUCAGAAAGCCUUGUUGUGUUGCAGUUCACCAUCUUGGUUUAACGUUGGUGAAGUUCCUGUUGAAAACAUGCUGUGUGAUGUUCUAGAUAAGAAGACUGCUCAUGAGUAAUCUUUCUUGAUAUUGUUUACGUUUGCUUACGAUUUCUUAUCCCUUUUCUGCUCAGUCCUUAUGUUAAAGCACUAGAAACUGCUAAUAUAAAGGCUGUGUACGAGGACUGAUAUCCUGUCUUUCUGUCUCCAUCUAUCCCUCUUUUGCUCCCACUGGUUCAGAGUGAUGGAGUGAUGGGUCCUGCUGCUUGUUAAAAUCACUCAAAGAUUGCUGAAUUUAGACUAACCUCACAUGCCACUAAGCUCUGCUCGGGUUGCUUGAAAUUUGAGAUUGUGACAGUUCUGCUUUUGUAAUAUAGGCAAUGGACUGCUAACGUUAUUUGUGGAAAGGUUGUGAGAUUAUUAAGGGAUUCUUAAGGGAAAUAAAAGGCACGCUCAUUCACUCAUUUGGGAAUUUGCUCCCUCCACCUCCAUCACGGACAGCAACUUAAUGGAUACAAACUGUAAAAACAAGGCAAACGACAAUCUUGGAAAAGGUGUAAUUAGUUUGGUUAGAUUUCCCUUCUCCGUGUACGGCUAUUGUUUACAGUGUAUAUGGGAGAACGUGGGGUGAUUUAGCCAUAAGCUGAGCAUCUCUGACGUCUUGGACGCCUGGCCCGUCUCACUACCUGUGGAGGACUCCUAGUGGCCCACUGUCAACACCUUCUUAUAUGAUUUCUAUUUUUAUUAUAAUCGUCAUGAUUGCAGUUAUUAUUUUUUAAUUCUUUUUGUAUUACAAAGUGGUCUUUCUACAACUGUUUUGUACAACACCAACAUCACAAGUGAAGUUUUGUCUAUACAUUCCAAGGAAGGAUGUCAAUAUAUGAAGCAGUCAAGCGGACCCAAGUCAUCGAGCAUGUACGAAGGACAGCCUACCCAAGUGCUCUGUACUACUUAAAAAAAUCCCAAUCAGAAAAAAAAUUACUGAAACUAGAAGCUUUCAGAUGAAACAAUAAGUGUGCACUAUGAUGUACAUUUUCCACAAUGAUCUGGGGUUACCUGGUGCGGCUUCAUGCAGUUAUGACCCUGCAAAGGCAAAGUGUGUUUACUUCGUAAAUAUGUUGCUGACAGCACUGGUGUUAAAAGUUUUUCAUAUUGGUACAUUUUCAUAUAAAUAGUAUUACAACCCCAACUUUAUACCUCAUACUGUAUCUAUUAUUACCCAGCAUGCUUCAAAACAAACAAACAUUGGGCAGGUUUUUUUUCUUCUCCUGAGACUGCACUUUGCCUUUAAGGAGCUGAAUUUAUUAAGAUUAGCCCUUCAUUUGUUCAGUUAGAGUUUAUGUCCAUCGUGAGCGUACGUAUAUAACCCUCAUUCUGCAUAUUUAUGAUAUGAAUAUGCUGCAUUGUCUCCAGGGCCUUCAAGCUUUUGUUUUACUUCAUAGCUGGAAUUUGGCACACACAGUCAGGUCUCAUUUGAUCCGUCUACAUGUCACGUGACCUCCUCAAGGCACACUGACACCAUCUUGGCAUGUACAGUGUAAACACACACUUACAUAUACAGAUAGUGCGUUGGUUCAGACUAUGUACUCUGGUUACAGUAGCUGCUGAACGACACACAUUAAAAAUAUGGCCGCUUUGGCUCUGAUGUAGAGCUCAGCAAAAAUGUGAGGGGGAAAAAAAAAUAUUUUUCUACUGCAGUGGUGUACAUACAGUCGAAUCAUCUCAAUUUCGCUCUGUAGUCUGUCCUCUAUAAUUUGUUGGUGCUUUGCAUUUCUGUUUGCUUUAUUGUUCUGUUUUACUGUUUCAGGAGCUUCGAAAUUCAGCUCUGCUUUGGAGAUGUACUUUAUACCAAUGGGGAAUGAUUCUCUCUCUCUCUCUCUCUCUCUCUCUCUCUCUCUCUCUCCUCUUCAUUUUGGACUCAGUGGAAGUGUGAUGUUUACAUGUACAGAUUUUUGAAAUUCUCAGUUUUCUUUUCCUUCUCGUUUGCUCAUGAUUUGUUUUGUUUGAAAGCAGUUUUUCUCCUUCCUGCUCUCAUACAAUGCUUAAUUGAAUCUCAUUUCUUGUUCGUCGAAGGGAAAUGUGUCUGAGUAAGGUUUAUGUUCAUUUCAGCAGUGCUUAUAAAAGUGAGUCCUCCUCUGCUUUGUUCUGAUCCCACUUUCAAACUGCUGACAACAGGAAGACAAAAUGAAGGUUCACUGUAAAACGAUCCUCUAUUCUGACUGCAAGCCGGUACAUGCCAGUCCAUUCCUUUGCAAUUAAAAGCCAUUUUCAUGCCCUUCACUGGGCUCGCAACAAGUAUUAAAUUACAAAAACGGACUGAAAACCUCAGGUAAAUGACUACUAUUUAUGUAAUUGUAAGUCUUACUGGCAGCCCAUUUCCCUCUUUAAUACCACAUAAAUUAUAUUAAAUAAUUAUUCUUUUUUAUAUUUAUUGUGUUCUGUAUAACAGUUGAGACCUUUUUCAGUACAUGUGGCUAAAUAUUUUAAUUCUUUUGAAAAGUGACAAAUAUACAGUAUAUGUGAAGAAGCUGAAAGAUGAAAAAAAAUCAAUUUCUGUUCGUUUAAUAAAAAACAGCAUGGGUGACUCCUAACAUAUCACUUUGAUUAAAGAAAACCAAUGAUUUAAAAUGACGCUUUCUCCAGUGGGUUGUCACUGCUGAGGUAAAAAAUGUCUUCAAACAUGACAUUGUGACUUUAUUAUUAUUAUUUUUUUCCUCCCAAGCUGUUUGUCUGAAAGCUAAAUAUGCUAAUAA